Messenger RNA from Arctia plantaginis, 681 nucleotides. Lineage: Eukaryota; Metazoa; Arthropoda; Insecta; Lepidoptera; Erebidae. The record is from the annotation of a GenBank genome assembly.
AUGAGCAAUAUAUUUAAACUUAAAUUAAGUGCACUGGGUCAUCCCAAUCCAGAAACCUUCAAUUGCGAAGAUGAAAAAGAAUACAGAAGCGUAGUUCUGUGGCUUGAAGAUCAGAAGAUUAGACACUAUAAAAUAGAAGAGCGCGAGGGUUUGAGGAAUAUUGAUGAUGAUGCUUGGAUAUCAGCCUACAACACCUAUCAAAAUGAUUUAGUAAGUCCUGUAACUGAAGGCACUCCAAAUGAGCAGUUGAACUGGCUACUUUCGUAUGCUGUGAGACUUGAAUAUGCAGAUAAUGCUGAGAAAUAUAAGGAAGCAAAAUACGAGCAACCAAAACAGGCAGCACCAAAUGUAGUGACUUCAAAUCCUCUGGACAACCUUGACUUUGAUUGCCCAGCUUUCAAAGCAGGUGUGGAAAGAAUAUGUACAUUAGCUGGAGUGGGGCCACAUUUAGAUCCAAAGUUUAGACUAGCUGCUUUAGCAAAGAUUUUGAACACAAAACCACACCCUGACCCACCAACAACAGAAGCUAAUAUUAUUCAACAACCUGCUGAUGUUUUAAAACUACUCUUUGUGCAAGACCUGAGAGAAUUGCAAACCACAAUUAAUGAGGCAUUGGUUGCUGUACAAACGGUUACUGCAGAUCCUCGGACUGACACUAAGCUUGGACGAGUUGGAAGAUAA